Molecule: messenger RNA, 490 nt
Organism: Meloidogyne enterolobii
Lineage: Eukaryota; Metazoa; Nematoda; Chromadorea; Rhabditida; Meloidogynidae
Source: the annotation of a GenBank genome assembly
UUCUCCCAAAUAUUUUUAUAAUAAAACUUUUUCUGGCCAAAAAUAUUUUUAUUAUUCAUUAAAAUAUUAUCCUCAAAACUAGUUUUAUAUUCACCCUUUUUCUCUGUUGUUUGGUCGUGCGCGUACGCCACACUUCUCUUUAAGAGCUGUGCUAGCAAUGCGAAUUUCACAUAUGAUUUUUGGGAAGAGGACCGGCUUAGUAAGUUUUCCUCGGCUACAUCCCACCUUUCAUUUAUUCUUUCCCCUAUAUUUUUUCAUUAACUUUAUUUUAAAUUAAUUUAUUUUAUUGAUUUUUUAAAAUUAAUUUUAUUUAGAAAUGACUACUGAAGAACCUUCACCUCAUUCCCACGAUCAUAUCGAGCAUAAUCAUUCCAAAGAAAAUCCAAAUAAAAUAACUACUAUGCUUCAUUCUAUGGCCAUGUAUUUUCAUUUUGGGUCAAAGGAAUCUAUCCUUUUUAGUUUUUGGAAUACGGAAUCUGCCUUAGGUUAA